AUUCACCCCGAGUGACAGUCAAUGCAGUAACACGUUAGCAGCUCGGUCUUUGAGAGGGGAAGACGACGUUUUGAGGGGUAAACAUCACAGCGCGCACUACUUGCCGCUUCGCGGAGGAGUUUUCGACGCUGCCGGGACUCGGUGUGAGCCGAGCUGAAUGGAGGCAGCCUCUUCCUGGUGGAUAAACAGUGACAGCUACAGGGCAGCCACCUAGACCCAGCACACAGGCUCUGGCGCUGCCCUGGCAAACAACACCAAAAUGGCUUCAGACAGUACACACAUCGCGCAGUUGACUUCUGAACUGUACUUCCUAAUAGCCCGAUUUCUAGAAGCUGGACCGUGUCAGAAAGCAGCCGAGACCCUGAUAAGGGAGGUGGAGGAGAAGGAGCUGCUGCCCAGAAGGCUGGACUGGACGGGGCAGGAACACCCCGGGACGUACGAAAAUUUGGUGAAGCUCUACAGGCACAUCACUCCAGACCACCUGCUGCAGGUCUGCUCCAUAGUUUGUCCACUGCUGGAGAAGGAGGUCCCUGCCAGCGUUCCUGGACUUACCAGCCUUCUGGGGGCCGGCAGGCAGAAUCUCCUGCGCACCACCAAGAGCUGCAAGCAUGUUGUGUGGAAGGGCUCGGCGUUGGCUGCGCUGCACUGUGGACGACCACCGGAGCCGCCUAUUAUUUACGGGAGCCCACCAAACAUUGUGGAGACGAGCCACGGCCGUCGACUGAACGGCUCCUACCGCCUCCGCCAGCUGGUGCCCACGGCCGUGUACCAGCACAUGAAGAUGCACAAGAGGAUCCUGGGACACCUGUCGUCCGUGUACUGCGUGACCUUCGACAGGACGGGGCGACGCAUCUUCACCGGCUCAGACGAUUGUCUGGUGAAAAUCUGGGGAACAGACGACGGGCGUCUGCUGGCGACCCUGCGCGGCCACGCUGCUGAGAUUUCCGACAUGGCCGUCAGCUACGAGAACACCAUGAUUGCUGCUGGGUCCUGUGACAAGACCAUCAGAGUGUGGUGCUUACAGACCUGCGCUCCUCUGGCUGUCCUGGAGGGACACGCGGCCUCCAUCACUUCACUACAGUUUUCUCCUCUCUGUUGCGGCUCCAAGCGCUACCUGUCCUCCACCGGAGCCGAUGGCACCAUCUGCUUCUGGCAGUGGGAUGCACGCACGCUCAAGUUUGGUCAGAGGCCGAGUAAAUUCACAGAGCGCUCCAGACCUGGCGUCCAGAUGAUCUGCUCCUCCUUCAGCGCAGGUGGAAUGUUCCUCGCCACAGGAAGCACGGAUCACAUCAUCAGGGUGUACUACUUUGGGUCGGGCCAACCUGAGAAGAUUUCUGAGCUUGAGUCCCACACAGACAAAGUUGACAGCAUCCAAUUUUCACAUUGCAGUGACAGGUUUGUGAGCGGCAGCAGGGACGGUACCGCUCGAAUCUGGCAGCUGCAGCCUCAGGGCUGGAGGAGCAUUCUGCUGGACAUGCAGACCAAAUUACCAGGGAAAUACAACCCUCCUCCGCUGGAAGACAAGGUGACCAAAUUGAAGGUUACCAUGGUAGCAUGGGAUCGCCAUGACGGCACGGUGAUAACAGCAGCCAACAAUCUGACGCUGAAGGUGUGGAACUCCACUACCGGGAAUCUGGUCCAUGUCCUGAUGGGUCACGAGGAUGAGGUGUUCGUUCUGGAGCCGCAUCCCUUCGAUCCGAGAAUCCUUUUCUCAGCGGGGCAUGAUGGGAAUUGCAUUGUGUGGGAUCUGGCCAGAGGAGUGAAGAUCCGCUCUUACUUCAACAUGAUUGAGGGUCAAGGACACGGAGCACUGUUCGACUGCAAAUGUAGUCCUGAUGGGCAGCACUUCGCAGCCACCGAUUCCCACGGACACCUGCUCAUCUUUGGCUUCGGUUCUAGCAGCAAGUAUGACAAGAUAGCAGACCAGAUGUUCUUCCAUACCGACUACCGGCCACUGAUCCGGGAUGCCAACAAUUACGUGCUGGACGAGCAGACUCAGCAGGCGCCCCACCUGAUGCCCCCUCCCUUCCUGGUGGACGUGGACGGGAACCCGCACCCCCCCAGAUACCAGCGGCUGGUGCCUGGCAGGGAGGGCUGCAGGGACGAGCAGUUGAUUCCUCAGAUGGGGGUCACGUCCUCAGGCCUAAACCAGGUGGUGAGUGAGCAGGCAGUGGACGGCUCCAGUCCUCUGGAUACCAUGAUUCAGAGGCUGCAGCAGGAACAGGACCAAAGACUGGGCGCAAAUGACACCAGGUCCAGCAGAGGAUCCGUGGGUUCGCCCACAGAGGUACACUCCCCACCCAACGUUGGUCUCCGACGCAGCGGGCAGAUCGAGGGGGUCCGCCAGAUGCACAGCAAUGCCCCUCGCAGCCAGAUGGCCACAGAGGGAGAUCUGGUGGCCUGGAGCCGCAGGGUGCUGGUUCCUGAGCUGGAGGAGGCCACUGUCAGGAGACAAGUGAACUGGCGUGAGGCUAAAGGAGAGGAGGAGAUCAAUAUUUAUCAGUCAGAAAGGAGGAGGCGUACGAUCCACUCGCUCCCCAAGGAGAGCAGGGUUCACCCGACUUCAGAGUGCGUAGUAGACGAGGGCAGGAGGAGUCUGGGUAACCACGGCUACCAAACCCGCGCUGCCAUGGAGGAGACAAGCCGUCAGAGCGCUGAGGCCGCCGAUGACGACGAAAGCACCUCGGAGGGAGAGGUGGAGGUACGGCAAGUUAACGGACAUUCCUCAGAGGAGGAGAAGGAGAAGGAGGAGGAGGAAAAGGAGCCGUGGCCAGAUGACCACAGUAGUUCAAGUGAUUACUCCAGCGACUAUUCUGACUGGACCGCAGAUGCGGGGAUCAACCUUGAACCGCCCAAAAAGAGCGUUAAAGUGAAAAAGAAAAGCAGUGGCUCCGAGGAGGAGGCCGAGAAGAAGAGGGAGGGGAAGAAAGAGAGAAAGAAAGACAAACCAGACAAAGAUGGUGCACUACCAAAGAAGAAAAAGCCAAAGGAGAAGAGGAAGAGGACUGAGCUAGAGGAACAAGGGCUAACGCUGGAGGAGUGGCUUCCCUCGGCCUGGAUCACGGACAAGGUCCCCCGGAGAUGUCCCUACAUACCCCAGAUGGGUGACGAGGUGUACUACUUCAGGCAGGGACAUGAAGCUUACGUGGAGAUGGCCAAGCAAAAAAAGAUUUUCAGCAUCAAUCCUAAGAAGCAGCCCUGGCAUAAGAUGGAGCUACGGGAGCAGGAGUUGAUGAAGAUAGUUGGCAUUAAGUAUGAGGUGGGCUUGCCCACGCUCUGCUGUCUGAAGCUUUCCUUUUUGGACCCCGACACUGGCAAACUGACCGGAGGAUCCUUCUCCAUGAAGUACCACGACAUGCCUGAUGUUAUCGACUUCCUGGUGUUGCGGCAGCAGUUUGACAAUGCCAGAAAGAGACAGUGGAGUAUAGGUGACAGGUUUCGGUCAGUGAUCGAUGAUGCCUGGUGGUUUGGGACCAUUGAGAGCCAGGAACCCUUCCAGCCCCAGUAUCCUGACAGCUUGUUCCAGUGCUACAAUGUCUGCUGGGAUAAUGGAGACACAGAGAAGAUGAGUCCUUGGGAUAUGGAGCCUAUCCCAGAUGAUGUUUUGUCUCCGUCUGCUGCUUCACUCACUGCAGCCACCUUCCCCGACGAGCUGGGCCUGAGCGUCCCGCUGACGGAGGACGAGCAGAAGGAGCUGCUGUACGUCCCUCUGGAUGGAGAAUGGGGCUGCCGUGCGCGCUCGGAGGAGUGCGAGCGCAUCAUCAAAGCCAUCGACCAGCUCUGCACGCUCGAUGUGGCGGCGCCAUUUGCCUUUCCGGUGGACCUUCAAGCUUACCCCACGUACUGCACAGUAGUGGCCUACGUCACUGACCUCAGCACCAUACGCCAAAGGCUGGUGAACCGCUUUUACAGACGGCUUUCCUCUCUGAUGUGGGAGGUUCGCUACAUUGAACACAACGCCCAGACGUUCAACGAGCCGGGAUCAUUCAUCGUCACCACCGCCAAGUUUGUCUCUGACCUCAUGCUGCAGUUCAUUAAGGACCAAAGUCUGACGGACCUCAUGCCCCUCUACAAAACCAUGAAGAAGGCCACCUUCUCUGACUCUGAAGAUGAGGAUGACGAGGAAGACGAUGAAGAUACUAAUACUCCUGGAACAUCCACACGAAAUCAUAAGGGCCGUCGACCCAUGCAGCGGCAACUGCGGACCCGACCUCCUUCCUACGACCCCCAUGCGUGGAGGGGGCGCUGUAAGGAGCUGCUGGAUCUCAUCUUUCAGUGUGAAGACUCGGAGCCCUUCAGAGAACCUGUGGACCUACAAGAAUACCCGGACUACCUGCAAAUAGUUGAAUCGCCAAUGGACUUUGGCACUGUUCUCAACACUCUGACGGAAGGAAAGUACCAAACACCCAUCGAGCUCUGCAAAGACGUCAGGCUCAUUUUUAGUAACUCCAAAGCUUACACGCCCAGUAAGAAGUCUCGGAUAUACAGCAUGAGCCUGAGGCUGUCUGCACUGUUUGAGGAGCAUGUCAGCUCCAUCCUGGAUGAUUACAAGGCCAUCCACGGCCUGACAGAUAAACUGACCAGGCAGGGCUCAGACAGACAGACACGACACACUACAGACAGACAGACACGACAUGCGAUGAAGAGGAGGAGGAGAAGGAGCGAGUCUCCCGCAAGCAGCACCGCCUCCAGCCCAGAGAGGAAGAGACGUGUUUCGUCCAGGGUAACGGCUAAGAGGGAGCCGUCACCGGCUUCUCCGCGCCCCUCCUCUCUGAGACAGAGCCUCCCUGUGAAACAGCCGCCUCAGCUGGUCAACGGCAAGGUGGACGCACCAAGUCCUGGGCGCACGCGCAGUGCCGCACGCCAUUCCACGCACUCUCCCCCCUCCUCGUCCUCUUCACAAACCAUCACGAACAACACACCGAGCACAUCAGAGUCUACUCGCUCGUUGCGGGCUCACAACUCUGUGUCAGCGACGCCAUCACCAGCUCCUGAAAAGGUGACACCCUCCCAGCCCGCAGAAAGUAGCAGUGGAAGCACUCGUCGGAAACUCAGGACGCCUGUGCGACUCACACCCGGUUCCCCCGCCAGUCCUUCAUCCCAGAGCACGGUCCACCUGAAUGGCCACAGUAGUCAUGUGACUCUGGGUGUGGGUAGGAGGGGGCGCAAGUCCAAAAUGGACCCGCCAGUGAGCCCUCCAGAAGUCACAACUCCAGCCAGCCCUUCCAGACCCAGAGGUCGCCCGCCUGGCAAGAAAAGAGGCAGGAAGAGCAAGCAGGAGCCGGAGGAAACGGGAAGGAGCGGCAACCGCAGGAGCUCCACCCCUGACGACGAGGUCGACCACUCAACAGGCGAUGAGGGCGGCGCGUCUUCCGCGCAGGAAACCUCCGUGCUGUCGGACCCCGGCGUGCCCUCGACGCCGAGGCGGCGCGGACGGCCCCGAGUGGUAAGGACUGAGGAACCCGCUCCUCCCCCCGAGUCACCUGAGCCCUCGCCGCUAAGGAGGAGCAGCAGGAGAACCAACGAGGAGGUCACACCUCCCCCACAGGCUGCUUCUCAACGACCCAGUCGGAGGGAGUCUCCGAAGGAGGAGUCAGGGGAGGGGUCUGGAGGGUCCAUGCGCACACGGAACCAAGGGCGACGGUCGGCCUGGUACAUGGAGGAGGACUCUGAGGAGGAGCAGAGGCAGCUGCUGUUCGAGGACUCAUCAAUAACCUUCGGCACCUCCUCAAAGGGACGCGUCCGCAAACUGACAGAAAAGGCCAAAGCCAACCUUAUAGGCUGGUAAGAGAACAGUCUGCUGCUCUGACAGAAGAAAUCCAGCUGAGAUUUCGGAGCUGACGUGCCGGAGGAGUGGCGGCUCGAGCCGAGGAGGUCGUGCUUUGCGUCGUAUGCAUUUGUGUAUGCUUACAUGUGUGUGUGUACAUCUGGGGAGCCCCUGGUCCCGCUGCUGCUAUUUGAAGCUGUGGCUACGGAGAAAGAAACUGUUCAGUUACCUGUCUACUCCUCGUCACUGACCCCACCUUCCUCUGUGCACAGUGCGCACAUCAGAAGUCAACCGAUGGCAUGUUCAUUUGUUCCUACAUUAUUGAUCCAUGUUGGAUCCCACAGGAGCACAUGGAGUCUUAACGCUGGUGGUGUUGUGACUCACUCCUGUCCAGUCAACCACUCUUGAAGUCCGUCUGACCUUAACCACGGUUCGGAGUCAGACCGGGCCAAACAGUCGUUGAACAGACUUUUAGUACUUGAAGAAAUCAUGAGGAGACCGGAUGUAUCUUACUAUUUUUGAGGACUUUUCAAGCAUCUCUGUUGGGUAGAUCAAAGAUGCCCGCGGAGCUGAAACUGUCGGGUCUGGGACGGGCCCCACAGACCGCUUGCCUAACAACGUCCUUUGCCCCCACCCCCCCAACCCCCUCCUCCCCCACCCCCACUCUUCAUUGUCCCCACUCUUUUUUUAUACAACCCGCUCUCUGCUUUUUCUAAGAUUUGUACGUGAUGAUCGGCUCUCUGUUUUGGAAGUCUUACACAUUGGCUGACUCGAGCGUGUAUGUCUGCGCUAAAAUACCAAAUGGCGUACCUUCGCAGGUACUGUAGAUCUGUAGGUUUUGUUUACUAUCGAUGUGUGUGCGUGCGGUUCCGUUUUUGCAUGUCGUUUAGAAGCAAAUUUUUUUUUUUUUUUUUUUUUUUUCUGGAAGCUGUUUUUACUGUGACGAGGAGAGAAAGGAUGCAUGGGUGAAAGGGGUCAUCCACACCUACGUAGAUCGUGUUUCAACGCGUCCUCAACAUUAGCAAUACCUUGUGCCUUUAUGUCUUUGGUGUGGGCGUGUGUGCGUGCGUGCAUGUGUGUGUGUUUCUGCGUGUGUGCGUGUGUGUGUACGCGUGCUUGGCCUCUGCCCUGCAAAGUACUUGUGCCUGUCGGUGUGUGAACUUACUUUGUGACUAUGCGAGAGCGCGUGUGAUGGAAGGAGCGUGUGUGUUUCUAACACAACCGAGCGUGUCAUUCACUUUCAGCGUGCAAACAGUGGCAUACAGUUUGAUCGUUGUGAAACCUCUCAAAGAAAUGUAUUUAUAGAAGUGGAAAAGAAUUUACUGUCGUUGUACACGUACCAUUAUUCAUGUCGAUAUAUUAUCCUAUAACCAACCUAUCGUCAGUUUAUACCUAAGGUACAGAGGGAGGAGCUACGGGGCGACUAGCUUUGAGAUGCACUUACCACAGACCGGUUAUCAAUGCAGUCUUAGGGAGUAAUCAUGUGUAAAAACUGUUAACAUAUAAAAAUUAACUUUUAGUGUAUCGAUAUGUUUCUCUGGUGACCACACACAACAUCACACACACAAUUCUGUCUCGCAUGUUCUAGCACUUUCUCAUGGGUGAAAAGCAAACAGGACGGAGUCGGAUCAAACUGGACCGAAUCUGGACGGAAAGCGAACCCGACAGAGAGAGACAAGUCUUAUAUUCAUCUUUCUGAUUGUGUGCCUUUGCUACUCUGGCAUAUUGAAUCCUCCGUUUCUCCUUUUUCGAGGCCUUCCUUCUUUUAUUGUUUUCUUAUUUGUUUGACCUCCUGUUCCUGCUCGUCGCCGGGUUCAGGGAACUGGACCUCGGGGGCCGGACUGGACCUGACAGGCUUGAACAACAGGAGGGCGGUGGGGGAGGGGUGCGGUGGGGGGGGGGAAAUCAUGUCACAUGUCACAACAGUUCAUAGUGGAUGGCGGCCUCCAUUUUUUGGACAUUUUUUCUGUUUUUCCUCCCCAGCACGGAGCAAGUGAAUGCCAAAAUCUGCAACGUUUCCACUUGUGUUGGGUGAUUAGACUGGGGAGAACUGGACCGUAGCAUCUAUAUACACCCUGUUCAUUUCAUAAAUCACAUAUUACUAAACAUAUAUCAUCAGCUUAUGAUUGGGUUUUGUUUGUUGUUGUUGUAAUUUUUAUUAUGGAUUUGUCAACGCCAAAUUCUGUCUUUGGGCACUGAAGUUUUUCGAACAUGGCUUUUGAAUGUGUUUCUUUUCUAAAGAGGUUUUAUUGUCUGUUUUACGUAUAAUGUGUUUUCUGUCCGUGUCCCUGCCAUACAGGACGACGUAUCAGUGGCUGCAUCUGUGGAGACGGGAUUACACUCUGCCGCACUAAUUUCAGUUAGUCUCACAAACGCUUGGUUUAUACUGUGUAUAUGAAGAGUUUUACUCCAAAAUGAAAUGGCCUGAAACACUGACUCCUUCCUUUUCAAGUGACAGAUGUGAAAUUUUAUUGUAAUUUUUUUUUAAUGAGGUGUGGGGGUUUUUGCUCAUUUGUGGGCAGCAAUUUUAUCAAUUCACCCAUGGCUUUCAUUCAUAAAGUUAAUUAAACUCUUCAUAUGCACAUAAAGGUUUUGGAUGUUGCUUCUGUCUCAGUUGCAGAUAAUCACGUACGCACACAUUAUCUUGAGUAGAGUGCAGGAGCUAAAUUGCUGACCCAGGCUUCUCAAGUUCAGGGUACGGUAUCACUUCCAAACUCCAUGUUUACACUAGCUAACGAAAGGAAAGAGCAGUCUGGAAGCAUAACCAUUUGCAGUGAUUGAAUGGUUUCCCAUUACUUUUAUAAAUGGAAUUGUGGUCAACAUAAUUUAGGUUUUGAUAAGGAUUUACAAAAAGUAUUCACCUCGUUCUAGUUAGUAUUUAGUAGAUCACAGCGCUGAGGGCCAACUUCCUUUUUGCCACGUUCCUUCCAUUUCUUAAUGGUAGGAAUGGUAUGGUCUUUAACUGAACUCGAGGGCAUCUUCUGUGACUUGGUUUUUGCAUCCAUCUCCUGACUUUUCAAGAAACCUUUACUCUGCGUUUCUUUGGGUGUUAUUUUGUCUUCAUGGUGUACCCAUUGGCACGAGUACCGAUUCUAUGUGUACUACAGCCACUUUAGACACAUUCACCACAUUCAGGUCGCUUCCAUUUUACUAAGCGUGAGACUACAAGCACCAGUUGACUGGACCUCUGGCUGAAUACUUGCUCAGUCCCUCCCUUUACAGUCCAUAAUUGUAAUUAAUUGACAUUACUUUGCAGAACUCUGUUCACACGCUUCACAGCAAAGAGGUGGUUUUGUAAAUUGUUAGCAAAGGUGAUGGUGUACCCACAGCAAAGCUGUAAAUUCUUUUCUCUCAAAAAGCCGUUUUAUAUAGACCAUGAUUCCAUUUAUAAAAGCAAUAAAAACCUCAAUGGGAUGGAUUUAGGCCCCUGCACUGCAUAUUGGUGACGUGCACAUCUUGAAUUAGGAACCAACUACAAGUUUGAUUAAUACAGUACGUGUGUCCAGUUAGUAAAGGAAUGGACAACAAUAUGUCAGUGAGUCAAAGUGGACAUCACCCAUACUAUACUCUCUAAUCAUUUUAAAGAGGCCUUAAAAGAAGGUACUGCGUCUAUUCCCGUUUCCUCGAGGCCUCAUUAGGCUUCUUGACUAUAAGUUAUAUUUAUCUGAGAAAUAACUUCUGAAUCACUGGCUCAGCAGUUCAGAGCAGCACUUCUACUUCCAUGUGGAGCUUGUGCAAACAUCCAUAUAUCCAGCGGUAACGUGUGGCAGAGUCGUUCCGUCCGUGGCCUCUGACUGGCCUUCACGGUGUUUGACUGGAGGUUAAAGGUCACAGUGUGUGUGUAUGGGUGUGUGUGUGUGUGUGUUUGUGAAGUGGCUGCAUGUGAGCCACUGGGAAGCAUUUUUUUGGGGGGGGUGGGGGUCGACGAUGAGAGAGUGCUGAAUGAGAGUGGAAUAUCGGAGCGGGGGGGUGGGUUGCAUUUCACGCGAGCUGAUUGAUGAGGUCGUCUUUGUUAGUUUGGAUACUUUUUAUAUAUAAAGGAAUUAAUGCAAAAAAGAAGCAUCGAGCUAGAAUGUAUGUGUAGGGGAGUACUGCUGUCCUGUUAGUUCAUACCAAUAUUUUAAGUAAAUAAACAGUUGUGUUUCCAUAUCUA
Molecule: messenger RNA, 9920 nt
Organism: Mugil cephalus (flathead mullet)
Lineage: Eukaryota; Metazoa; Chordata; Actinopteri; Mugiliformes; Mugilidae
Gene: phip
Product: pleckstrin homology domain interacting protein
Exons: 40
Coding region: 260-5788 (1842 amino acids)
Biological process (GO): cytoskeleton organization; regulation of transcription by RNA polymerase II; regulation of cell shape
Cellular component (GO): nucleus
Molecular function (GO): protein binding
Source: RefSeq, a predicted model, not a curated record